This is a messenger RNA of Staurois parvus, 317 nucleotides long. The record is from the annotation of a GenBank genome assembly. Lineage: Eukaryota; Metazoa; Chordata; Amphibia; Anura; Ranidae.
UGCCACCUAUCAAUGCCAAUCAGUGCUACCUAUCAGUGCUGCCAAUCAGUGCCACCUAUCAGUGCCAGUCAGUGUAGCCUAUCAGUGCGCAUUAGUGUCGCCUAUCAGUGCCAGUCAGUGCUGCCUAACAGUGCCAGUUAGUGCCACCUAACAGUGCCAUGCCAUAUAUCAGUGUCAUGUAUCAGUGCUGCCUUUCAGUGCCCAUCAGUGAUGCCUGUCAAUGCCCAUCAGUGCAACCUACCAGUGCCUCCUCAUCAGUGCCACCUAUCAGUGUCUAUCAGUGCAGCCUAUCAGUACCCAUCACUGCAGCCUCUUUA